GCCCCAAGCCGUCGCCGUGGAAAAGUGCUGGGCGUGCAGCAGCGCGGCCGCGAGCUCGACGGCGGCAAGCCCUUCCCCCUCCUCUUUUAUUUUUUUAUUCCGAGCCUGCCCGCAGCUUGAAACAGCAGCCCGUCUGGACUACGACCCGUGCGGCAACCUCCAUCAGCAGCGACUGCCGGCUUGGAAUAAGCGUGCUGUGUUGUGCGUUUGCGACGCUGAGCGAGCGGGUUCUCGGUUUAGGCCUACGGCCGCUCUCGCAUCGUCCGUUGCCCGGGAUUUGGUGUGUGUCCUCGCGCGGCGAGCUACUCCAUCGAGCAGCGGCGUACAGACCCCGUUGCCACUGGGUGCCAGGCCGGUUUGCUCGAAUGGUUUCCUGGGGACCCGCGUCGUGUGGAGGCGCCGUCCGGCGGCCCGAUGCUCUCUGAGCUGCAGCUGCAGCCGCUGGGGCGCCGGUCGGCGGCGGCGGCGGCUGCCCCAUCCUCGGACGAGGUGGCCUCCAUGAAACCCAUGCUGCUGCAGGCCGCCCAGGGGGCCGGGGGCCUGGCCGCCGGGUCGCCGCCGGCACUGUCGCCCAACCUGCCCAGCGUGGUCAAGGUGGAGCCCCGGCUGCCCAGCCCCUGCAUCGGCGGGGCGGCCAGCGACGGGGGCCCGGCGCCUUCGAAGCGCGUGCGCCAGGAUGACGCCGGUGCGUGGAUCUCGUCGCCGUCGUCGCAGAUGUCGGUGGGCUCGCUGUCCCCGCCGCCGCCGCUACUCAACGGACUGGCCAACAGCAGCGGACUGUCGCCCGUGUCGUGCUCCAGCUACGAGACGUACAGCCCCCGGGGACCCUGCAAAGAAGAGAUGAGCCCUAGCAGUGGGGGCGGUGGCAUGAAUGGCUAUUUUGUGGACAGCUUUGGUGACCCAAAGAAGAAGAAGGGUCCCGCGCCAAGGCAGCAGGAGGAACUCUGCUUGGUCUGUGGUGACAGGGCGUCAGGCUACCAUUACAAUGCACUCACGUGCGAGGGCUGCAAGGGCUUCUUCAGGCGUAGCAUCACAAAGAAUGCAGUCUACCAGUGCAAGUAUGGCAAUAACUGUGACAUCGACAUGUACAUGCGGCGCAAGUGCCAGGAGUGCCGUCUCAAGAAGUGCCUCAGUGUUGGAAUGCGACCAGAAUGUGUGGUGCCGGAGUACCAGUGUGCCAUCAAGCGAGAGUCGAAGAAGCACCAAAAGGACCGGCCCAACAGCACAACACGAGAGAGCCCCUCUGGGCUAAUGGCACCAUCGUCCGUGGGUGGCGGUGUGAGCCCCAGCAGCCAGCCGUUGGGUGGUGGAGGCAGCUCCCUGGGCAGCAACAGCAACCAUGAGGAAGACAAGAAACCUCUGGUGCUGAGCCCAGGUGUCAAGCCCCUUACUUCGUCUCAGGAGGACCUCAUCAACAAGCUAGUCUACUACCAGCAGGAGUUCGAGUCUCCUUCUGAAGAGGACAUGAAGAAAACCACGCCUUUCCCACUGGGGGACAGUGAGGAAGACAACCAGCGGCGAUUCCAGCACAUCACCGAGAUCACCAUCCUAACAGUGCAGCUCAUUGUGGAGUUCUCCAAGCGAGUGCCCGGCUUUGACACAUUGGCACGAGAAGAUCAGAUUACUUUGCUGAAGGCUUGCUCCAGCGAGGUGAUGAUGCUGAGAGGUGCCCGGAAGUAUGAUGUGAAGACAGAUUCUAUCGUGUUUGCCAACAACCAGCCGUACACAAGGGACAACUACCGCAGUGCCAGUGUGGGUGAUUCAGCGGAUGCCCUGUUUCGUUUCUGCCGCAAGAUGUGUCAGCUGCGAGUGGACAAUGCUGAAUAUGCACUCCUCACAGCCAUUGUUAUUUUCUCUGAGCGGCCAGCACUGGUGGACCCGUGCAAGGUGGAGCGCAUUCAGGAGUACUACAUAGAGACACUGCGCAUGUACUCGGAGAACCACCGGCCCCCGGGCAAGAACUACUUUGCCCGGCUGCUGUCCAUCUUGACGGAGCUGCGCACCUUGGGCAACAUGAAUGCCGAGAUGUGCUUCUCGCUCAAGGUGCAGAACAAGAAGCUGCCACCGUUCUUGGCUGAGAUUUGGGACAUCCAAGAGUAGUAGUGGGGGAGUGUGUUGGGCUCUGCUGUGGACUGCCUGCAAGUGGCCCAUCUUCUGGCACUGCCACAAUGUAUAGGCAUUGUACGUCUCAUUGCCAAUGCUAUUGGGAAAAGGCUUUGGCCAACAUCCUGCUUUCCACGCCGUCAGCCAUGCUUGCUGCACCUUUUGUGUGUCAGGUGUGAGCCACCAGCCCCGACAGGCCACCUUUAGUCAUGUUUUGAAAGAACUAGAGGCGUGCGAAUACUCUAAUAUCACCGAAUCGAAUUGAAUUGUGAAUGAUUGAAUAAUUCGAUUCCUGAAUGAAGUGUCUGCUAUUACAUAUAUUCGGUACAGAGAUGCCGCGCAGUGCCACAUGUCACAAGCAUGUCAUCAGCUGGGAUGGGUCGUCCCGGUGACGAUGUAGUUGACUUGGUCACUACAAUGCCAUAACACCACAGUUCACCGAACGACACCGCAUUUCGUUAAGUGCGAAAGCAUGUGCGAAGACCGACCGGGCUGAUCAGCCACCAAUAGGCACACAGAUAGUGUUGGAUACAGACCAUCAUAUACUAGAACUGAACAGUAAUCAGUGGUGUCAUACUGAUUUGGUGCUCACUUUAUAAUAUAGAGUGGAAUCGUGCUGUAUAUCUUGAUUUAUAUUUACAUUAAUUACUGGUAGCUUGCUACAUUCUUGUUAUGCAAUGCUAGAAGACUUCCAAGCAUGUCCAGCACCAUAUUGUCUUGGCCAAAAUUUGUAACAUUAAAUGUUGUGAAAAAAUUUUCUUAUAUUUGAUAUUCGAUUCAAUACUAUGCUUUUUUUUUCUUGAUACGAUUCGAAAUCUACUAUUCGGUAUUCGCACACCUCUUGAAAGAAUGCAUUGAGGGAAGAAACUCUGUGGGGGAAAGCCCAUCUUCAUUUUAUCGCCGACUGUGUGUGUGUGUGCACUUAUUAGAAUGCUACCUCACACUGUUAUAAAAAAAAAAACAAGUUUGAUUGUUAGCAUGUUUUCUGUUAAUAGAAAGUUCUUUCCUGCUGAAGCAGAGUGAUCUCUUUGCUUUUCAUGCAACAAAGCAUUAACUGUAGUGCACUGAUGAUUAAUAUUUUACAAGUUCUCAUGGAGAAUAGUUGCUUUUUAUUUCACUUUGCUCAUUUUAUUUUGUCACUAGUGACUAUGUCAUUAUUGAGGCCAUGAAUGAUUACUUACAGACAGUAAUUUUAAGACAGUAAUUGAGUUGUUAUAAAUGAUGCCUGACAGUGACAUAGUUGAUAAUUUCUUUCUUUUUGUGUUUUACACCCCUAGAGCUAAGCGUACUGAGGCUUCAGAGCAAAUUGUGGAACGGGUAAUGUUCAGAUUGUACUAUCCCCCACCACGGUUUUCACUGCGGAAUGUGAACAGGUUCAUAAAAGCCAUGCUCGCAAACCACUUAUGUAAAUGGCACAAGAGGGAUAGCAUGGCUGACAGUGUGGACAGCAUAUGCCUGGUCUGUGUGCUUGACCGACUACAGGGGGUAUAUUGGAGUGACUGCGGCUUUUGCCCAGACUUGGCAUACUACAAAGGCAUCGUGAGCAUUGCAGAGCCUGAGUGUAGUUGUAAGCUGGGAAUGCGAUCCUGUGGUCUGACCAGCAGCUCUUUCCUUUUAUUAUCUUUUUUUUUUAAAUCCUACAGGCUUCGCUGUUUAGUGUAUGUUUUUGUUGCAGUGACUAACAGCUCCAGAAGGGCAUUCUUGAGUGUUGCGGGGAGGAGCGCUGAUGAAGGAAAUGGCAAACAAUAAUGAUUGAGGCUUGCAGUGAGCCCUCUCGCACCAUUUCUGGCGGGUGUAGCCACAUGUGAUGAAAGCCAUUGUUUGAAAGCAGCAGUGCAUCUAAUGGUCCAUGGCGUGGCGAAAAGGGGACUGUUUCAGAGGGCAUGCAUGAUGUGCACUGCCACCCCCCUUUGUGCUUGCCUCUCUGGUUGCAUGGUUGCGUUUGAUAGCGUGUAGUACCACCACUACCUACUGUUGAACCCACAGUCAAGUGCCUUAACAUAGUUUGAGAAAGGUUUGUCCUGCUCCUCUUGGGUUAGCGUGUAACUCUGUAACCUGUGCAGCCAGCGAUUGUGCGAGAGGACUGCUGCGAGCGUCAUGCCAUGUGCCGGCAAAAAGUGUGGUUUGCUGCUUUCCUUCCUCGCCCCUUUCUGCCUCUGGGCAGAUGACAGUGGCAGCGCCACGAUGGCCAGGGCAGCUGUGGUCGCUUGCAGUGGCAGGGAUGCCUCCCUCUCUCUGCAGUUGCAUGCGAGAGGUGGCUGUGAGUGAGAUAAACGCACAAACUUUGACAAUUGUACAAAUAUCUUCCCCUUCCAUAUGGCAAGGGCAUUGUUCUUUACUUUAUUUUAUUGCCUGGUUUGCUUUUUUUUAAGGGUGUUUUUUGUCUCUUUGUGUUACGAUGUUGGGUGCAUGUACAUAGCGACGUGUAACGCUAGGCACGAUCGACAGAAAUGGGGAAUAAUGGCAUCGUGUAGUGCUCGCUUGGUACCGGUGAUGUGAAAGGGGGUGUGGAGCACCCCAGAACAGAAGGAAAAGAUGCCAGCAGCGAGGGAAGGACUGAGCAGCCCACCACCAGACCGCCUCACCUUUUUUUUUUUUCUUCUUCUUCUUGAAUUCAGAGCGGUUUACGAUCUCAGUGUUUCACAAAACCACUUGGCAGGUAGCAGCAAAGCAAGAAAAAUGGACAAAAAGAAAGACUGCAAAUGCAUUAACCAUGACUGCUUCAACUUGGGACGUUGCCGGCAACGAAACCAGUGGACCUACAGCAAAACAUCGAGCGUCAACCUUGUGUGUACAUCUGUGCUUGUCUGUGCUUGUAGUGUGUGGUUGUUGGACGUGCACAGACUGUUAUGUGAAAUACCCAGAGGGACUUGUGGCAGUGGGUUGUCCUGGCCCCGCGCCUUCACUUCUGAAUCUCAGUGGACGUAAGAGAAGCCAAUAUAUCAAGCAAGAGAAAACACCUGGGAGCAUAGAAAAAAAAAUAUAUACUUGCGAAGAAUCAGUGGCACGAGUGAGACACACAACAUAUUUGCAGGCGGUGCUGCUUGAUUCUGUUUUUUUUUUUUAUUAUUAUUAUUAUUGUUUGAGUGCCUUUGUUGUUUCUUGCUGUCACGAUCCGAUGAGACUAACCAGGUGCAGUGUGAAGGCAUGUUUAUUUCGGACAUGUGUAAGAGUGCUUGAUUACUUGAAUUUUUUUUUACUUUCCUUUCCCUUCCGUUGUUCAUCCUUCCAACUAGGCGGGGAGCAAAUUGCAUUUCUCUCAUUGUGUGUCACUGCCUUGGCAUUUGUGUGUUCGGACAAGUGCCACUUCUACCCAGGCAUGAGAUGUGGGGCAACAGAACAGCCCGCUCUGUGCAUUAGCUGCGCAUGGGCGACCCUGGAGUCAUGUGCACAUUACGCACACUGCUUGCUGUCCAGCUGAGCAAUGCAUGGCCAUUUCUGUCAAGCGGUUGGGGAAGCAAGGGGAGCAGCAAAUCCCAAAUCAUCCCAUUGGAUCACGCCAGCAAGCACACACCUUGGCUUGACACUUGCCUGCUAUGCUUUAGCAGGGGCAAGCUGCUACAUUUUUUCCUGUCUGCUACAGACCCGUGUACCUGACUGUCGUACGAGCGUCACGAUCUCUGCACUGAUCAUUGGAGCCGUUCUGCACUUUCUUUGUUGCUUCCCCAUGUUUCCCCAUUACAAGGCUGUUGAGGCGUGUGCGUGGACGUGUCAGCAUGGUAGCCAUGCAGUUUGGGAUUUGGGCGUCAUGCAUUGCCAUGUUGCAGUGUCCCGUUCUCUAUGGGAUAUUUAUUGCCAUCAAGUGGUACAGUGCUGAAUGCUUUUGUUGCGGGCACACAGGGGUAGAUACCAGAGUUGUGUUUUUAGGGCUCCCCUGGAUAAUGUGUGGAAGCGCCUUUCUAGAAACAAAAGAAAAAAAGGAACUUGGUAUCCAUAAGUAUAUUGAUGUACCAUAGAUGAUAUAUGUUGCUAACCAUGGAUGCCUCAUUUCAUUAGUGAGCCAAGAAUAUUUCUGCCAUGGAGCAUUGCUGGUUUCCAAGCACUUAUUUCCUUCCUCUCUGCAAGGUACCACUCUUUGCUUCUCCCUUGUUCCUUGAGCAUGCAAACCUUAGCUUUAUUCAUUAUUUUUCUGGCAACAUAGCACUCUAUUGUACGAAUGAGUUGGACAGUGUGUUCAGGACAAAGAAAGAUAUGUAAAUAUGGCCUGCCAUUCUAUGUCCCCUCUAGCUCUCUGAAUGUAAAACACAGAAUGAGUGACUGGUGGAUGCGGAAAAUUUCAUGUGUGGACAGGCUGUUUUCCGUGACAUCUCAUCUUGUCAAAGGCUAGCAGUGCCAACUUAAGUUGUUUUGCUUAUGGAGAGUCAUUCUGUCAGCAUGAAAGUAUCUGCAGAGAGAAAGACAAAAAGGUUAUGGAGAGUCAUUCUGUCAGCAUGAAAGUAUCUGCAGAGAGAAAGACAAAAAGGCUGACUUUGUGGAUGCAUGACCAGGCAACGUUGCUAGGUUAGACUGUGCAACACUCUGUGGGUGAAGGGGCAGUGAAAUUCUGUGCCUUGACCAAAUAUAGACGGCCUUUAUUUUUCUGCUGAGACCUAUGGUGCUAAGGCUGAGAUGGAAAUGUUGCAACCGUGGAAUACGAACGGGUAUCCUCAAGCUCAAGUAAAAAAAAAGUAAAGAAUAGAAGGUAUUAUUCCUCGGUUGCCUGCUUUUUCCAAAGCAGGUAUCCUAUCGCUACCAGCCACGCUUGGGUUUCCGUCCAGUAAUUGUAGCUCUUCUCCCCUCUUGUCUGCCAUACAAAGCUGCCAGCAUCUUUGCCACUGCCACCAUAAUUAAAACAUAGCCAUUCCCAUUUCUGAUCCCAUUUGUCCUGUGCAUCUUCAUGGCAUUGAACCAUUUGCUGACUCUCAGCCAAGUGAAAGCUUUGAAAGGUGGCAAGCCAGUUGGCAGUGACGAGUUAAGUAUUUCCACCCUAGCGGCUCUCUGAAUGUGGCAGUGACUCAAGCUACACUCUGCAGCAUUUGGGCUGUUGGCAGCUGUUAAACGCAACAUAUAUUUCUUGCACUUUCAAUGAAAUGAAAUGCAUCCAAAAAUGGAAUCUUUGCAUGCAGCUCAUGAUAUAGUGAUAGAAGGAUGCUUAAAAAAAAAAAUGCAAGGCAAUGCUAUGGCAAACGCGGUCAAAUGCCAAAGGCAAGCUUCAGCACAGGCAACUGUAUCACAUAGGUUACACAUGGAAAUUAUGACAUGUGGCCAAAAGUUGAGUUAUGACGACCAGGAAACAUGCUACAAUGACAGAUGAAUGGCAGUGCUCAACGUGUACUGGCACCAGCUGGUAUUCAUUACACAAGCAUAAAAGCAUGUGCGAGCACUGAGCCUAUAAUUGGUUAUUUUCUUAUUCGUGUAAACAGCUAAUUGAAAUCUGACCUGCUGCAAAGGCUCAGUGACUAUGGAGCUCUGCUUCUGAGCUAGCAGCACCCACAAUAUGAUGCAAGCAGAAUGGAAAAAUUUUAGUGUAUUUGACCUUGGCGCACAUUUGAGAACUCCAGGUGGUCAAAUUAAUUCGUAGGCUUCCAGUCUGGCACCGUCUUGUAGCCUAAAUAUUGCUUUGGGACAUCAAAUUAUAGCAGUCAAUCAUUUGGAGGCCAUGUUGCAAAGACUUGAUUGUGGCAUUUGACUUGCACUUGGCAUCAAAGGCAGAGUUCUACACCUGAUGCUUAAGCCAAGUGAAUAUCGGCAGAAACAUUUGGAGCACAAACUAAGCGACAACUGGAAGUGCCUGGAUGAAAAAUAGUGUUUGUCUAUUUCAAACAACUAUGACAAACUAUGAGAUUUCCUAAUAUUUUUGCCGAGACAUAUUUUGAAGAUUACAGAGGCCCAGUGUGUCAGAACUGCUCACAAGAGUUGCAGUUUAAGACAGAGCUUGCAUGCAUGCUUGCUUCCUUCUGCUUCCGGCUAGACAAUCGAGCUCCCGCGCAGUAAAGGAUGCUUGGGAACCAGCAGCGCCCCUGGCAGGACACCCUGUAUUCUCCUUUCCCCCUCCCCCACCCCUUCGUCCCUGGUGUGAAAGUGGCUCGUGGCUUUUGUAGCUUUCGCCAGCUGGGGCAGCAGCCACACUGCCUCACAUUCCCUGUGUCAGGGGGAGGUUGUCUCUUGGGACAAGCUGGGCUCUUGUGAUGUGUUUCCCACGCGGAGGGAGGUCAGUCUUCCCUCCACCCACCUUCAUUCUUGGGAUGCUGUCGAUGUGCUGUUAAGAUUCCUAUGUCCCUAUAGUUGUCUUGUGUCCUUGAGUGUUGAGGAGCUGUCUUUUGGUUCAUGUUGGCCUCUUGAGUGAUGCUGUGAUUUCCUUGUUUGUUGUUUGUUUUACCUUUUCCUCCCCGGAUUGCAUGUGUUUCUCCUGACUAUUCUCUCGUAUGUAGUUUUCCCAGUUGUGUUUACUGGGACGUACUGCCUGUUCCUCAUCCGUCAGCUUCUAUGCGCCCUCUGGCACCUAUCGAGUAGCGUGCGUCUGUUGACCCCUAAUUUAUUUCGCGCGGCUUACUUUUUUUCUCGCUCUCUCUCUCUCUUGCCUCGAGACUGCCUUCCACCACCUCCCCUGCAUACGCGAGUGUGUGAUUUCACGCCCCACCCACGAACCCUGUCUCAGCAAAAGCCUCCCCGAAGAAUUGCCGUCUGGGGCAUAGAAGGAGCUUUCAGCAGUUGAAGGCAUGCAGUGAGAAUGCUGUCUAUGGGAAAUUAAUCCAGCUGUCGGCUGGAUGCAACUGAUCACCGUGUCUAUUCUUGGAAAAAUUAUUUUGUGAGGCCGCCAACCUUGGUAGCACGAGGGGUCAAAAAACGCAGAAGCAACUGUCAGUUAUUUUUCAUAGACAUGCUGGAGUGAACACACAGACGCUAUAAUCGGGGCGUAACUAACAAUGCUUGUAUAUAGUCAACACUGUUUAUACUUAUGGAGGAGAGAGAGGGCUGAAUAAGUUAUGUUUGUUAUGGACUUUGUGCAAAUUUUUUUGUUUCUGGAGCUCCUUUCUUGCUGCGGAGCCAAUGCGCACAAGGGGACACAAGUGGGUUGUUGUGCGCUCAGGUCUGCUACUGUUUUUUGUUGUACAGAUUGUAUCUUUUUUGCAAUGUUCUAUAUUUUUAAAAAUUAAAAAUCCUUGGCUCGA
Molecule: messenger RNA, 9254 nt
Organism: Dermacentor andersoni
Lineage: Eukaryota; Metazoa; Arthropoda; Arachnida; Ixodida; Ixodidae
Gene: EcR
Product: Ecdysone receptor
Biological process (GO): ecdysone receptor signaling pathway; cell differentiation; negative regulation of transcription by RNA polymerase II
Cellular component (GO): RNA polymerase II transcription regulator complex; nucleus
Molecular function (GO): ecdysone binding; RNA polymerase II cis-regulatory region sequence-specific DNA binding; nuclear receptor activity
Source: RefSeq, a predicted model, not a curated record